Peromyscus eremicus (cactus mouse) is the source of this 2840-nucleotide messenger RNA. It is a transcript of the gene Mios, whose product is annotated as meiosis regulator for oocyte development. The transcript is spliced from 11 exons. The record is from RefSeq and is a predicted model, not a curated record. Gene Ontology annotation, biological process: cellular response to amino acid starvation; positive regulation of TORC1 signaling. Gene Ontology annotation, cellular component: cytoplasm. Lineage: Eukaryota; Metazoa; Chordata; Mammalia; Rodentia; Cricetidae. Bases 126 to 2753 code for a protein of 875 amino acids. Gene Ontology annotation, molecular function: protein binding.
AGAUGUUCUGGUGGUGAACCAGGAACUCUCCAUGGUUUUCAUUUGCUGAGAAGCCAUUGAAGGGAAAUGAACAUUAAACCUGAAGUGAAUGGACCUGACUGGACUUUUUGAGCCCAUCAAUAAACAUGAGCGGUACCAAGCCUGAUAUUUUGUGGGCACCACACCAGGUUGAUAGAUUUGUUGUAUGUGACUCAGAACUCAGCCUUUAUCAUGUGGAAUCGGCUGUGAAUUCAGAACUCAAAGCUGGAUCAUUGCGUCUAUCUGAAGACUCUGCAGCUACAUUACUGUCAAUAAAUUCAGAUACACCCUAUAUGAAAUGUGUUGCAUGGUAUCUCAAUUAUGAUCCUGAGUGUCUCCUUGCAGUAGGACAAGCAAAUGGUCGAGUUGUACUUACAAGUCUUGGUCAAGAUCAUAACUCUAAGUUUAAAGAUUUGAUAGGAAAAGAAUUUGUCCCAAAACAUGCUCGACAAUGCAAUACUCUCGCAUGGAAUCCACUGGAUAGUAACUGGCUUGCUGCUGGUCUAGACAAGCACAGAGCUGACUUUUCAGUUCUAAUAUGGGAUAUCUGCAGCAAAUAUACUCCUGAUAUUGUUCCCAUGGAAAAAGUGAGACUUUCAGCAGGUGAAGCUGAAACAACAUUAUUAGUAACAAAACCACUGUAUGAGUUAGGGCAAAAUGAUGCUUGUCUAUCUCUUUGUUGGCUUCCACGAGACCAGAAACUUCUCCUUGCUGGCAUGCAUCGCAACCUCGCCAUAUUUGAUCUUCGGAACACAAGCCAGAAGAUGUUUGUAAAUACAAAAGCUGUACAAGGAGUGACAGUAGACCCAUACUUCCAUGAUCGUGUUGCUUCCUUCUAUGAAGGUCAGGUUGCAAUAUGGGAUCUUAGAAAAUUUGAGAAGCCGGUUUUGACUUUGACUGAGCAACCAAAGCCCUUGACAAAAGUAGCAUGGUGUCCAACUAGGACAGGUCUGCUUGCCACUUUAACAAGGGAUAGUAAUAUUAUUAGGCUGUAUGAUAUGCAGCAUACACCCACUCCCAUUGGGGAUGAAACAGAACCCACAAUAAUUGAAAGAAGUGUGCAACCUUGUGACAAUUACAUUGCUUCCUUUGCAUGGCAUCCGACAAGUCAAAAUCGAAUGAUAGUUGUGACUCCCAACCGAACAAUGUCUGACUUCACUGUUUUUGAAAGGAUAUCUCUUGCCUGGAGCCCAAUUACAUCAUUAAUGUGGGCUUGUGGUCGUCAUUUGUAUGAAUGUGCAGAAGAAGAAAGUGAUAAUUCCUUAGAAAAAGAUAUAGCAACCAAAAUGCGCCUCCGGGCUUUAUCAAGGUAUGGACUUGAUACAGAGCAGGUAUGGAGAAACCACAUUUUAGCUGGAAAUGAAGACCCACAGCUCAAGUCACUCUGGUAUACUCUGCACUUUAUGAAGCAGUAUACAGAAGAUAUGGAUCAAAAAUCUCCAGGCAACAAAGGAUCAUUGGUUUAUGCAGGAAUUAAAUCAAUAGUAAAAUCAUCUUUGGGAAUGGUGGAAAGCAGCAGACAUAAUUGGAGUGGCUUGGAUAAGCAAACUGAUAUUCAGAACUUAAAUGAAGAGAGGAUUUUAGCAUUACAGCUUUGUGGGUGGAUAAAGAAAGGAACAGAUGUAGAUGUGGGGCCAUUUUUGAACUCUCUUGUGCAAGAAGGAGAAUGGGAAAGAGCUGCUGCUGUGGCUUUGUUCAACUUGGAUAUUCGACGAGCAAUCCAAAUCCUGAAUGAAGGAGCAUCUUCAGAAAAAGGAGACCUGAAUCUCAAUGUGGUAGCCAUGGCUUUGUCAGGGUACACGGAUGAGAAGAACUCCCUCUGGAGGGAGAUGUGCAGCACACUCCGACUGCAGCUCAACAACCCCUACCUGUGUGUCAUGUUUGCCUUUCUGACAAGUGAAGCGGGGGCUUACGAUGGGGUCUUGUAUGAAAACAAAGUUGCAGUACGUGACAGAGUGGCAUUUGCUUGUAAAUUCCUUGGUGACACUCAGUUAAAUAAAUACAUCGAAAAGCUGACCAACGAAAUGAAAGAGGCUGGCAAUUUGGAAGGAAUCUUGCUUACAGGCCUCACUAAAGAUGGAGUGGACUUGAUGGAGAGCUAUGUGGAUAGAACUGGAGAUGUCCAGACGGCAAGCUACUGCAUGUUACAGGGUUCACCUUUAGAUGUUCUUAAAGAUGAAAGGGUUCAAUAUUGGAUUGAGAAUUACAGAAAUUUAUUAGAUGCCUGGAGGUUUUGGCACAAACGAGCUGAAUUUGAUAUUCAUAGGAGUAAGUUGGAUCCCAGUUCCAAACCUUUAGCACAGGUGUUUGUGAGUUGUAAUUUUUGUGGCAAAUCAAUCUCCUACAGCUGCUCCUCAGUGCCUCACCAGGGCAGAGGCUUUAGUCAGUAUGGUGUGAGUGGCUCACCAACCAAAUCGAAAGUCACAAGUUGUCCUGGCUGUCGAAAACCCCUUCCUCGAUGUGCACUUUGCCUCAUUAAUAUGGGAACACCUGUUUCUAGCUGUCCUGGCGGAUCCAAAUCAGAUGAAAAAGUGGACUUGAGCAAGGACAAAAAGUUGGCUCAGUUUAACAAUUGGUUUACCUGGUGUCACAAUUGUCGGCAUGGUGGGCAUGCCGGACAUAUGCUUAGUUGGUUCAGGGACCAUGCAGAAUGUCCAGUAUCUGCAUGCACGUGUAAAUGUAUGCAGUUGGAUACAACAGGAAAUCUGGUACCAGCAGAGACUGUUCAGCCUUGAAAUGCUACACCUAAAGAGAAACCUUCAAGUGUGGAGUUUUUAAUAGAUGUCCUCCAUAGUUCAGAAACAUACCUCAGAACAAGUCAC